Messenger RNA from Rhipicephalus microplus (southern cattle tick), 2837 nucleotides. RefSeq lists its product as uncharacterized. Gene Ontology annotation, molecular function: copper ion binding. Lineage: Eukaryota; Metazoa; Arthropoda; Arachnida; Ixodida; Ixodidae. Gene Ontology annotation, biological process: superoxide metabolic process. The record is from RefSeq and is a predicted model, not a curated record.
AUGGAUGAGAAAGCCACGACCACUGACGAGGAUUCUGCGGACGGUGGUGGCGAAACAAGCAUCGACAAAUUUGCGAAGGAGAGAAAGUUGCGUCGCGUAGUGAGCAACUCUCUCGAAGCGAAGCUUCACGGCGAGGAUUACGGCAGUGACAAGGGUGGCUGGAGGGAACAGGGAAGGAGUGAGCCAAGCCAUAACCAGAGCCACGGGCACCAGCACCACCGUGCCAGGGCACCCGGCCUGCACCAUGAUUCCGAGGUGGCGAUACAUCAAGGCCCACGACACAGGCCGCACAACGGGCUGCUGCAACGGGAAGAUGCCAAGAAAUUAAAGCUGUCGGCGACGCAAUACGACUUCGCCAUCUGCAAGCUUCAGCCAAAUACGGCUAUUGCGAAAGAACUUCAGCAGCCCGUGACCGGACUGAUAAGUCUCUGGCAGCAGAAAGGUGGCCAUGAUCUGAAUGUGCACGUGCACGUCAUGGGACUCAAGGUCGACGAGAGCGCACGCGAUCACCGAGCCUUCAUGCACGGCAUGCACGUGCAUCAGCUGGGAAACCUAAGCGACAGCUGCCAAUCAACGGGACCUCACUUCAACCCCACCGACGCCACCCACGGAGACCGCAGGUCCACCGUCAGACACGUUGGGGACUUCGGAAACAUUGCAUGUGACAAGCAUGGCGAAAGCAAUGUCGUCUUCACUGACACCGUGGCGUCGCUCACUGGUCCACACUCCAUUGUAGGUCGUUCCAUCAACAUUCACGCUGGCAUGGACGAUCUGGGCCGGAACCCGGACAAUCCAGCGAGCGUGUCGUCUGGAGAUUCCGGGCCUCGGGUGGCCUGUUGCAUCAUCGAAAAAGUCGACAAGCUUCCUCAGCUGAGCAGCAAGGCCGCUCGGCGGAUCCUACGUGACAUCAUGCAGCCGUUCAGUGACUUCGAGAGCGAGUGAAAGAGUGUCCGCUUGAAUCAUAGAGUUUCGCAAUAGUACCAUAGAAGGAAAUCUGGCGCUAGUGUCUAUGGCAGCUGCAGUGCACGGCGCUUCAGCCAGCACUGGAAUGAUAGAUAGUACACGGAUUCACCAAAGUUUCGUUCUUUCGUGCUCCGCGUGUCUCCAUGUGGCCUGCAAUGGCUUUAUCGCAAGACGAAGGAAGGAGGAAGCAAAAAGAAAGAGAUAAGGCAGGGAAUAGAAUGAUGAGAGAGAGAAAGAGAGAUGACUGAAUAGAAGCUAAAGAAGAGAGAGAGAGAGAAACAGAAAAUUCAACCCAGCGUGCAGAACUCCACCGCGAGGCGACGUUGAGCAAAAGUUCAGCAGCUCCACUUCGUCACCUCGGCUCCUUCAGGCUGGCCAACUGAAGUCAGCCAACCAUGAUCACAACGAGUCAGUCUUCAAUCAGAAACAAAAGCCAACACACAAGAAUGAUUUUAGAAAAGCCACAACUGUGCUUAGGGGUGCAAGCGGGAAGACUAGGCAAAUCCAUGUACAACGAAUCGUUGCCGUGAUGCCUGAACGAUCGCAGUGCCAGUGUUCUCUCUAGGAAUAUUUCAGAAAACUCUAUAGCUUCAACUAUGUACAGCGAAAAGCCUUUAUAACGAACUUCUAGAGACUUUCAACGUACUUGGUUAAACAGGUCGCGGCGUUGUAUAGAUCAUGCAGCGCAACGUUCGUAUUGGCGCUGGGACGUAAUGAUUCAUCCUUCAUACGAGUAAUGUGCUUGAAUAUGCAUUAGUUGAAGUGGUUUACGAUGGACAACGGGCUGACGGGAGCCAGCAUGAGGCGCACUAAAGCCAGAACAUUCAAAUCCACAACGCUCUUUGGUCUAAGUGCCUUCUCGCAUUCACCAGGUCGCUCUUUUAAAAAUAACUUUAGCACCAGUAUUCGAAAAAAAAGUUAUGCGUGGCAAACAAAUUUGGCAUAAGAAAAUUUCGUAAAUACAAGCCAAGAUUUUUUGUCUCAUAUUUGUUCAUGAUCAUUCAUUUUACUUGCAUGCUAGUAACGCAAUUACCAUCAUUCAUUUAUUGUCAGAGAGACUUACAAUUAACAUUACGGUCUCUCAAGUAAGUCAUAUAUAACGAAAGUCUUCUCACAUCGUACCAAAUUCACCGUGAUCAUUUUGCUUGCGCAAAACACUCCCGAUAUGAGGUUCGCACGGAGUAUAUUAGCUGACGACAUUUACGCGCGGCAAACUCCAAGUGGCCUCGACAACUGCAUCUUGGUUUUAAAAGCUAAUCUUUGAAACACCCAUGGAUGUACUGGUGUCACUUGAGGCUUACACAAGACUGGCUUUCCAUUAUACUUGUCGACGAUUGGCUGGUACGCUUAAUUUUUUGUUCGUUUUGAUUUCAUCUAAGGAUACGCAUCCCUUAAUUUCACGCCAUAGAAAAUACUAUAUAUACGUAGCAAGCAUUUCCUUCGAAGUAAAUCCCACAGACGAAAAGGACGAUCGUAAUGCUGUAGGCAAUACCUCAUUUUUCUACAAACUGAGCAUGUCCCCGUGACUAAAAUGCUACGUUGCGUUAGUCGGCGGAAUGCAUGUUUUACAAUUGCCUCAGUCUAACGUACGAGGUGCUUACUUAGGUGCUGUUCCUCACUAUUACAAAAAAAAAAAAUCCGCUUUUAAUGUACCAGCUCAUGGGUGUACUUGCAAAUGGCUUUAAAGUACUUUACGCUACUUCCCACUAAAACGGGUCGGAAUAGUUAUAUCUACGCAUAAAUAAAUCAAAUGUGAGAAGCUUUAUAAAAAACACCGUCAUGAAAUUAUGUAUUAUUACUUUUGAUACUGCUCUACUUUCUAACAAAGCAUUGUAUCCUUCUGUAUAUAAUAAAUAAAUAUCUGUGCACCAAAA